UCUCUCCUCCCUCUCUCACUUCUCUCCAUUUUUUCCUAACCCUAGAAACCCACCAAAGCCAGCAAAUCCAUGGGAGAGAGAAAGAGAAACAACACUAGAAUACUGUGAUUCAACCAAUCUCCAACCAUGUAUUCCCGUUUUACCCCUCACUAUCCUCUCAAUUUUCAACUCCCCUACCCUCACCCUCACCCUCACCCUCUCCACCGUACCCUCGUCGGCGCUAACCACACCUCCGCCCGCUUCUGCUCUCGCUAAUCUCUCUCCUCUCUUUCUCUCUCUACAUUCACCUUUCUAUCUUUUUUCUUCUAAAUCUCUUCAAUUCUUCACACAUACAUACACAAACUGAUAGAUGUAGGAAUAUAUAUAUACAGAUACACACAAUUAUGGAACCUAAGCCUAGCUUACUGAGGAACAUUCUGGUUCGAGUCUUCUUCUUCUGUGUUUUCAUCGUCGGAGUUCGAUUCGCCUACGUCGUCACCAUCACAGGCGAAGCCUGCAAUCUCGGCGACUUCUGCUUCUUUUCUCUCCCUGAAAAUCUCAACAUCGUCACCGGCAUUUCUCAGCUCCCGUCAUCUUCCUCGGCGAUCAUCGUCCAUGACGCCGUCCGAUCAUCUCCGGCCAAAACCAACAGUCGCGAUCUCUGGACCACCAAAGAAUGGAGAAACACCGUACAGUUCUAUUCCUCUGUGUUUCACGAUUUAAUCGCCGAGGGUUUUCUAUCUCCCGAUUCGAAGUCGCUCUGCUUGGAAACUCCCAAUGGAGAAGAGGUUUUUGCUUUAAAAGAGAUGGGCGUUUCGGACUCGAUCGGAAUUUCCAAGAAAGCAUCGAAGCCGUUGGUGGUUUCAGGUUGGCCGUUCGAUGAGAACACUUUUGACUUCAUCUUCUCCGGAAUCAAGGGCCUCCAUAAGUCGGUAAAACAAUCAGAAUUUGCCUCUGAAGUUGCCAGGACGCUUAAACCCCAAGGGUUUUUGAUCGUCCACACGGCUUCAAAAGAUACGUAUAGUUUCAAUUCGUUUAUUGAUUUGUUCAAUUGCUGUAAAUUCAUACGCUCUCGUGAAAUCGAUGGAUUCGAUUCCUCGAUGCCGCAAAUUCGUGAAAUUGUUAUGAGAAAAGAGAGUUAUAUUCUUAAACCCACUGGCAAUUCAGUGAAUAAGUGCUCUGUUCCGGGGUAUAAACAAGAAUUGGUUCGGAAUGCUGAGCCGUUGAUUACCGAAGAGCCUCUAAAACCAUGGAUUACUUUGAAGAGAAAUAUAAAGAAUAUAAAGUAUCUUCCAUCAAUGGCUGAUAUUAAUUUUAAGCGAAGAUAUGUAUACGUAGAUGUCGGAGCUCGGAGCUAUGGCUCGAGCAUUGUGAGUUGGUUCAAGAAGCAAUACCCAAAACAAAAUAAGACCUUUGACAUUUACGCGAUUGAGGCGGAUAAAGCUUUUCAUGAAGAGUAUAGAUACAAGAAAGGGGUUACAUUGAUGCCUUAUGCGGCGUGGGUGAGGAAUGAGACAUUGUUUUUUGAGGUUAAUCAGGACCCGGGUCGGGAAAAAGAGGAGAAAGAGAAAGGGAGAGGAAUGGGUAGGAUUAAACCCGUUCAGUCAUCAGCUAGUGUUGCUAGUGAUGUGGAUAAGAUUCAGGGAUUUGACUUUACGAAUUGGUUGAAGAACACGGUAUCGGAGAAGGAUUAUGUGGUGAUGAAGAUGGAUGUGGAAGGGACUGAAUUUGAAUUGAUACCCAGGUUGUUUGAGUCGGGAGCGAUUUGUUUGAUCGAUGAAAUCUUUCUUGAAUGCCAUUAUAACAGGUGGCAGAAAUGCUGCCCGGGUGAGAGAUCGUCCAAGUAUCAAAAAACUUACGGCCAAUGCUUGGAGCUGUUUACUUCUCUCAGGAAAAGUGGAGUUCUUGUUCAUCAAUGGUGGUGAUACCGGUACCAACCUUUCAUUCCUUCUUGUAACAUUUGUUUUCUUUUUCUUUUUCCUUUUUUUCUCCUCGUAGAUGAGUCAUCCUUUGUUUACAGUGGAAAUGUUAUAGUUUUUCUUAUUUCAUUUUCUUGUAAUUGAAGCCCUUUUUUACUGUUAGAAAUUGAAUCCUUAAAGAUUCUUUCCUUUA
This is a messenger RNA of Camellia sinensis, 2091 nucleotides long. RefSeq lists its product as uncharacterized. The record is from RefSeq and is a predicted model, not a curated record. Lineage: Eukaryota; Viridiplantae; Streptophyta; Magnoliopsida; Ericales; Theaceae.